Mytilinidion resinicola is the source of this 669-nucleotide messenger RNA. RefSeq lists its product as uncharacterized. The record is from RefSeq and is a predicted model, not a curated record. Bases 1 to 669 code for a protein of 222 amino acids. Lineage: Eukaryota; Fungi; Ascomycota; Dothideomycetes; Mytilinidiales; Mytilinidiaceae. The transcript has a single exon.
AUGGAUCACCCCGUAUUUUACGACCAAUUCGGCCAGGUUUACGCCAGCCAAGGCUCAGCCUCGUCGUCUACCCAGCCUUCUGAUACGAACCACGUGGAGCCGGCCUACUAUUGGCCGCCCUUCGAGACGCCCGGUUUCACGACUCCAGCCUUCGUCAAUGCUCCAGCAUUUGCAAUUGGCAGCCAGCCCGGAGCUGUUGGCUUAGACUCCGCCGACUUUCACACUCAAGUGGCUAUGUCUGGCAACCAAACCAACUUCAACAUGAACUCGAUGCCUAUCCACGACUCUUCCGCCUUCAUGGAAGCUGCUCCAUACGACUCUUCCGACUUCAUGGAAGCCACUACGUUUGGUCCUCAACCUGGUCUUCUCGAUUUCAACCCUGGGGUCAACUUUCAUCAAUACUCCUUCCAGAAUCUCUCGCCAGAAGUCCUUCCCAGCAUGCAGCAGGCUGACUCCAGCCUUCUUGAUACCCAACUGGGCCUUGGCUCUGAUUGGCCGCCCCUCCAGGAUCCCCACAGAGGUGCAUCAUGCACUACGCCCUUCGCUAUGCCCUUUUUGGGCGAAGCUGAAGUCGCCCAUCCAACCAGGAGCAGAGGACUUACACAACCUCCUAGACUCAGCGAGCCAGCCGUUCCCAAUCUGGGAGAUGGUGGCGCUGAGCCUGGGUGA